CGCCGCCGCGGCAGGGGCGGAGCCGGCACCGGGGCAUCCUCCCUUGGCCGUGUCCCUGCCGCCCGCCCGGCAUCGCCGCGGCGGGCAGCGCGGCGGAGGGUGCUGCCAGCGCCGGCAGGGAGCGAAGAUGCUGUCCUACAGCGUGCUGGACGCCAACGUGGUGGACGUGGAGAAGCGGAGGAACCCCUCGAAGCACUACGUCUAUAUCAUCAAUGUAACAUGGUCUGACCUGACUUCCCAGAUCAUCUACCGGAGAUACAGCAAGUUCUUUGACCUGCAGAUGCAGCUUCUGGACAAGUUCCCUAUUGAAGGAGGCCAGAAGGAUCCCAAGCAAAGAAUCAUUCCUUUCCUACCAGGCAAGAUCCUGUUCCGGAGGAGCCACGUCCGAGAUGUAGCAGUGAAGAGGCUGAAGCCCAUCGAUGAGUACUGCAGGGCACUGGUUCGGCUUCCUCCCCACAUUUCACAGUGUGAUGAAGUCUUCAGGUUCUUCGAGGCUCGCCCAGAAGACCUCAACCCUCCAAAAGAGGACUAUGGAUCUUCAAAGAGAAAAUCAGUUUGGAUGUCCAGUUUGUCUGAGACUCCAAAAAAGAGUGUCACUCCAGGUGCUGAUGCUAGCUCUGAACCCAUGAUCCUGGAGCAAUAUGUGGUGGUGUCCAACUAUGAGAAGCAGGAGAACUCUGAGAUCAGCCUGCAGGCUGGAGAGGUCGUGGAUGUCAUAGAGAAAAAUGAAAGCGGUUGGUGGUUUGUGAGCACAGCAGAGGAGCAGGGAUGGGUCCCUGCUACAUACCUGGAAUCCCAAAAUGGAACCAGAGAUGAUUCUGACAUCAACACAUCUAAAUUUGGGGAAGUUUCUAAGCGACGCAAGGCUCACCUGAGGCGCCUGGACCGGCGAUGGACGCUGGGCGGGAUAGUCAACAGGCAGCAGAGUCGAGAAGAGAAGUAUGUCACUAUCCAGCCAUACGCCAGCCAGGGGAAGGAUGAGAUUGGGUUCGAAAAAGGGGUCACCGUGGAGGUCAUCCAAAAGAACCUGGAAGGAUGGUGGUACAUCAGGUAUCUGGGCAAAGAAGGCUGGGCCCCAGCUUCAUAUCUGAAGAAGGCUAAAGAUGAUCUUCCAUCUAGGAAAAAGAACUUAACUGGGCCAGUGGAAAUCAUAGGAAACAUCAUGGAGAUCAGUAACCUGCUGAACAAGAAAUCAUCUACUGACAAGGAAGCUCAAGUAGAAAACGAGUCUGCAGAAACUCACAUCACCAAGAAGGAAAUCAGUUUGCCCAUCCUGUGCAAUGACUCUAAUGGCAAUGCCAUGAUGACUCCAGACAAACAGGCUUCCAAACUGGCCCAGGGAUCCCCAGCCAUAGCAAGGAUAGCACCACAAAGAGCUCAAAUAAGUUCUCCAAAUCUAAGAACAAGACCACCCCCACGAAGAGAGUCCAGUCUGGGUUUUCAGUUACCCAAGCCACCAGAGCCACCAUCCGUGGAAGUGGAAUAUUACACCAUUGCUGAAUUCCAGUCAUGCAUCUCUGAUGGCAUAAGCUUUCGUGGAGGACAAAAAGCAGAGGUUAUUGAAAAGAAUUCUGGUGGCUGGUGGUAUGUGCAGAUUGGAGAGAAGGAAGGAUGGGCUCCAGCAUCUUACAUUGACAAAAGAAAGAAACCAAAUUUGAACAGAAGAACCAGUACUUUAACCCGCCCAAAGGUUCCUCCCCCAGCGCCUCCCAGUAAACCAAAAGACUCUGAAGACGGAACAACUCCUGGAGCAGUGUCUUCAGGAGAUACCCAGGACUCUCCCCACAAGCUGAAAUACGAAGAACCUGAGUAUGAUGUACCUGCCUUUGGCUUUGACUCGGAGUGUGAAGUGAGUGAAAGUCACCAUGAAGAGGGCACUCCUGAAAAACGACUGUUUCAGCCUCUCAAGCCCUCACCUGUGUCAUCACUUCAGAAAGCUAAGUUCAAAGUAGGAGAGUCUUCAGAAGAAGUUGCUCAUGAAGAAGAAACCAUCUAUGAGAAUGAGGGGUUCAGGCGUUACGUGGAAGAUGCUUUGUCCAACAAAGAAUCUAGUGGGGAUUCGGAUUCUCAGAAAAGCUCCUCUCUGUCCCUGAUCCGAAGGAAUUCUCCAUGUUCCAGCUCUCCGAAAUCAUCACUCUUGAAGCUCAAGACAGACAAAAACAUUCAGCCUGAUCUUGGAAAAUGUCACUAUUCCAGGAGUGAGGAGACAAAACCAAGAUCAGCUUCAGAUGUCGGCUUACGUAGCGUGCCAAGAACAGGCAUGAAGAAAGAUCCCGGGCAGAGUCCUUCCAUCAGAGCAAAGCCAAUUGUUAGGCCCAAGCCCUUCCUGAGCAAGGCAGACUCUCAGAGCCAAGAAAAGAUGGAUAUUAGCACUUUAAGGCGUCAGUUGAGGCCAACUGGGCAGCUCAGAGGUGGACUCAAAGGUUCAAGAAGUGAAGAGUCUGCGAGCCCCCCCCGCACAGCUGAGAACCAGGAUGACCCUGUUCGGAGAAGCUCGGCUGAUGUCAUCACAGCUCCUUCCCGUGGCGUCUUCUGCUCCAGCCAGACUGCCAAAACUGAGCAAGAAAAUGACUCCAGAUGUUUCUAUGUGACCACUGACUCCUACCAAAAGGUACAGGAUUCUGAAAUUUGCUUCCCUGCAGGAGUAGAAGUGGAAGUGCUGGAAAAGCAAGCCAGUGGAUGGUGGUACCUGAAGUAUGGAGACAUGGAAGGCUGGGCUCCUUCCCAUUAUUUGGCUCUCCCUGAUAACCAACGAGAAACUACAUCAGCAGAGACUGAUUCUUCUUUUGCCAGGAACAAGAAAAAUGAAAACAAGUCAAACAGUUUAGAGAAGAUAGAGAAGAGGGUCCAGGCUUUGAACACCAUCAACCAGAGCAAACGUGCAACACCACCCAUCCCAAGCAAACCUCCUGGUGGCUUUUCCAAAGCAUCGGGGCCAGUUAAAAUGAGGAAUGGUGUGAGGCAACUUGCUGUCCGUCCGCAGUCAGUGUUUGUAUCUCCACCACCAAAGGACAACAACCUGUCAUGCUCCUUGCGCAGAAAUGAGUCUCUAACAGCUACAGAUCAACUUAGGACCGUCCGUCGGAAUUCCUCCUUCAGCAACGCGUGGUCGCAGCCCGGUGACACAAAGGGACAGCAGCCGGAGCGGCUGGGCACAGAGAGCUCUGAGACCACCUCCAACCUCCCCACGCAGAGGAAUGGGAUCCCUGUGUCCACAGUCAGGCCAAAGCCCAUUGAGAAAUCCCAGUUCAUCCACAACAAUCUCAAGGACAUCUAUGUUUCCAUUGCGGACUAUGAAGGGGAUGAGGAGACUGCGGGGUUUCAGGAAGGUGUCUGCAUGGAGGUCCUUGAAAGGAACCCAAAUGGCUGGUGGUACUGCCAGAUAAUGAAUGGUGUGAAGCCAUUCAAAGGCUGGGUGCCCUCAAAUUAUUUGGAGAAAAAGAACUAAUGUUGCAAUAUCUUUAACCUCCCUAAUUUAUACUGUUCCUGCUGUGUACAUGUGGAAAAAAACAAUUGCUACACAAAAAGACGUUUUCCUGUGCUCCAGUUUGUACAAAGGAGUCUGUAUGAGGACAAAUCUGCCAUGUUCUGGAGAGGUUUGUGGGGUUUACAUGUUGUAAGCAACUACAAGGAAGAUGCAGCAUAGUCAAAUGCCUUUUUGUGAAGUUGUUAAUAAUCUUGUAUGUGUAACAGGGUAUGACAUCCCAUCCUUCCCAUUGAUAGGAAACCAAAUGUGUGCCUUUUGUGAGAGAAAUACACAUGCAUCUACCUGGGGAGUUCUGUGCCAAACUGUUUUACAAUCUUGGCUCCCUUUCUCCUCAUUUUUGUCAAUACGUGGAAUACCCAAGAAUUUUGGAUGCUUUUCCACAGCUUAAAGUGAGAAGCAAAUGAAAGUUUCUGAAACACAGAGGGACUCUAAUCCUUUAGAGAUGUUGUUCACGUUUUUGGUUGUUGUGGGUUUUUUUGUUUUGUUUUGUUUUGUUUUGUUUUUUUUGGUUGUUGUUUUUGGGGGUUUUUUUGUUUUUUUGUUGUUGUUGGUUUUUUUACUCUACUCAACAGAUGGUAGGUCCAGAGUUGGAGCCUUUUCAUCAUGGAGAGUUUUGGUCUCUGACUUCAGUGUUGUUACGGCUAACUCACCGGAAAAGGCCGUCAGGUGGUGUGGGUUGGGGGCUUUUUGUUUCCUUUCAUUCUGUCUUGUUCUUUGAGUUGGGAUUUCAGGUGUUCAAGGGCAGUGAUGCCUACUGGUGCUUGUAUAAACAAAACUACAAACCCCUUGCUUAAACACGUCUGUUGCUGUGUAGGCUUCAUGUUUGGUUCUGUGCCUGACUCCUGCCAGGUGACACUGGUUGAUUCUCUUCCCAGAGUUAGGUUUCUCAAAAGUUAUCAAAGUCAACAAAGUCCCUUAAGACGCUAAAGACAAAGCUGUCAGAUGUGUUUAUUCUUAUUUUGCCCUCUGGUCCAAAAUCCAAGGGUGCUGAUUGCUGGCAGGGCCCACCAAGAUAUUAGUGAGAAAAAUUUGUAACCUUCUGCAACAUCAGUGUUUACAAUGAGUUGAAAAAAAAAAGCCAUCAAACUCAGUCUGCACAUAAUUUGUAUAUUUUGGGGGAAUUACUUUUGUGUUUUGUUUUUGUCAUUUCUGUGCUUCUGGGUUUACUGUAUUUUCUUAGUGUGCAUGUCUGGUUUUACCAGAAAAGACUUAAAACUGAACUAGGAGCCAAAUAUGUGUUUCUGUUCCCACUUGAAUCCAAAGAGUACAUUUGUACUGGAAAUUGGACCUGGGCUUAUCAGUCUCAGAGAUUUCAUAUCAAAGCAAUUUGGUCUACAAUGCAUCUAACCAGGAAGCUGCCUCUUCUAGUUCCAGUUCUGUUUGCCUUUACUAACUCGUACUUUGAAAUGUGGCACACAGUGUAGGUGGGGUGUGAAGUGGAAAAGGUACCCAUUUGAAGAGGCUAGGAACAUGGAAUUAUUUGUGAGGUAGCCUUGUACAGUAAACAUAAUUUACUAAAUCCCUACUGAGCUUAAGGAAGUCAUGCUUGGGGGUUUUCUUAAAUGGCCUUGUUAAUCACUCGAGCUCAAUAUCUAAUUCCUUUAAAUAAUAGGCAGCAUUGUAAAACUGUUCUAAGGGAAGAUGGGGGGAGGGGGAGAAAACCAUUUCACUACUGGUUUACACAAAGCAUUACAUGUCCUUUUUUCCACCAGAGUUUCAUACUGAUUUGGCUUGGAUGUUAAAGGUUAUAAAGGCUUCAAAAUAGCUGGGAUCAAGGGGCUGAGUAAAACAGCACAACAAGACCAUAUGUUACUGGGGAUGUUUCACUGCCAAAAAAAAAUAGGAAAUUUAUAUGUCAUUCUUGUCUUUUUCAUUUUUUUCCUUUGUUCUUUUUUUUUCUUUUUGUGUGUAUGUGUGUGUGUGUGGUUUGGGGGUUUUAUUAAUUUCCAUGAUAACACUGAGAGAGUUGCCUACAGCUAAUGUGGCUGAUGUCCUUUUGGUAGCUGAAACAGCAUCCAGGUGCCACAGCUACAGGCUACAAACAGUGCUGUGGUUCGAGCAGCUCUCUGCGUGCAGGUGGGGAGGGGAGGCUGUUUGUUUGGGAUCCCUUUAAAUUGUGGUGGCAGGAGAAGGAGGUGUAACUGCACAACAGCUCAUGUCCCAGUGCGGGGUCCUUUUGUACCUUAAUGUCUCACCAUGCGAUGUGUAAGGGUAUGUCCAGUUAGCUUCAUCCCACUGGAUGUGUGUCUGAGACAUUGUGGCCCUGUCUCUCAUACUUCUCCCCAUUUUUAGUUGUACUAAUAAGGUAGCAGCCAUAAAAGACUGCUGGAGCUGUUGUGAGAUUAUAAUAGAAGUAUUAUAUUCUUCUGCUGGACAGUAUUAAAUAGAGCAAUACAUAGAGUUAUCUGCUAGAUUGCAGUACUAAUAGUAGUGACUUAGUGAUUCGUAUUAAUGUUAUGAUUUAUUUUAACAAUAAUGAUGCGGAAGUGGUUCAUUAUUUUGAAUUAAUGCACUUUAACAAUAAAAGAAACCAAAAUGGAAGCCAAUGCAGAGAACUAAGUGCAUUAUUUAAAGGUGCAGUAUAUAAUUAUCAUUUUCUUGAAGCACAUAUUUAUUAAGAAUUAACUUAUUAUUUAAAAUAUUCUAAAGUUUUGUUUAAAGACAUUCCCACUAGGUCAUCUCUUUGGGGGGAUGUAAAGCACAGCUCCCAGAUCUUCUGCAUUGAGCCACUGAAUUCUCUGAGUAUGGUAUGGUCUGACACGAGCCCCUAUCCAAGGAGGGAAGAGCAGCAAGGAGACAGAAGAGCCCAGACUACUGGAAACACUCACAUUUGCAUCCAGCAAAGCCCAGCCCUGGGCACCUCUGAGCUGCAGGAGUCCUUGCAGGGUGUGGGGUGGCACAAGUGUUUCUGGCAGACACUUCCAGUGCCUGGCUGCCAUGUGCCUUGCACAGGGCUGGCCCUGGUGGAUGCAAGUUCUCCGUGGGGCUCAGGUUAGGAGGCUUCAGGAUCUGCCUGAGACAGACGUCUGUCUGUCCCACAGCUCCUGUUCCAUCUUGCUGGCUUGCCUCUACAGCUCUGGCAUGGGCUGCAGAGCCACACUUGUGGCCUCUCUCUGCCCUCACCUGUACCAGCAAAAAGGAUGGGGUGCAGAUGGCCUACUUGGUGCCAGAAAUUAUUGUUGGCCAUCACUUGGCAUGCUGGCUUCCACCCUGGUGGAAAAGCUUCCAUUUGGGCUUCCCUUCACUUGGUAGUUGUUUGGGCUGCUUGUGUUUAAAAUGGCGCUUUUAAAACAAAUACUCCCAAUGCAAUUUUUCCCACUCCUGUCUUACCAUUGUCAUAGCAUCUCUCGCAGAGGUGUUCUCCCUUUUUUUGAUGCUUUCAACUGAGAGAUAUCAGGAAAAUAAUUAUUUUUUUCCAUCAGUGAGCAGCUAGUUGUGGUCAGUUCUACUGAUACCCAAAAUAGCAAGCCCUUCACUCUUAGCUGUGAAACAGGGAAAUGCCUUAAUAAGCUACAUCCAAAAAGCUGACUGCAGGGCAGGAAAACCUGGCAGAGUACUCAGAGGGCAGUGUAGUGCUAGAAAUGUUUUAGCUCUUUUCUAAAAAUGUUAAUGUCGCCUUUUAUUUACUAAAUUUGUCAGAACUGACACUGGAUCAAGAGCAAUAUUUAAAUGUAAUGUACACCUCAGUGAACACUCAAUGCAGAAAUCAAUAGUACUGUUUAAAUUUCUCUUUCAGAUUGUUAAGAGUCUGCAGGGCUUGAGCAAAGCCAUUUGCAGCUGAAGGGGGCCCUCCUCUGGGGGGAGAGGCAGCUGCUCGUGCUGUUUUGCUCUCACCUACUCUCUGUAUUUUCCAAAAAGUCUUGAAUUUGGACCAGCAGAAAUUCCAAACUCCAAUGCCAGAGAACAAAAUUAAAGAAUGUGAAAAUUGUGUCUUGCUGUAUACUGCAACUUUAAUAAUAAUGAGCACUUCUGAGUUCGUUAUUGAGGUUUAUAUAAUGCCUGAAAAGUUUAUUUGCUGGUUUCCCUUGUCUCCCCUUUCAAAACACUUUCUCAUAACAGCAAGUCAUGCAUUUUGUUAGGAGUCCUUCCCCAUGGGCGGCAAUUCCUGUUCAUUGUUUUAGCUGUCACCCCAUACAAUGGGUGAGUGUAGUCCUAUGUACCAGUCCUUUGCAAGCCAGACCUUUCAAGAUAAAAGAGAUGAUGGGCACACGUUGGGGUACUUAACUGAUGUGUCAACAGGAAGUUUUUUAAUUGAUGCAUUCAAUAGUAGCAAAUACACAAUAAGGAAAGAUUGGAAUUGUCUGGCACCUAGACUCCUCAAAAUGGAAAUUCACACCUGCAUGGGUAUAGCUAAAAAAUGCAUUUGUCCCUUGUGGAUGUGUACCCCAAAGACUCCUUCCAUUAUGAUGUUAUAAAGUUUGACGAAGGCAUUAUAUAAUUGUUUUCAUCACUUUCAGAUCUUAAUGAAUCAUAUUUUAUUGUAAUAUAUAUUCAUUGCUUUCCUCAGUUAAAAAGAAAGUUACUGCUUUUAUCUUAUAUGAAAAACAAGGGAAUUUGAUAAAGCAUUCAUUAUUUUCAUAUUCCUAGUAUUAACAGAAUAGAACUAGUACUAUUUAAUUUUAGAUCUUCAUAGCUAGCUUGUUAAUAACUCAUAUUUUCCUGUGUUGUAUCCUACUAUUUUUUCUAUUUUUUCCCAAAUAUUCUGCAUUCUUGAGAAAAAGCAAAUCCAAUGAGUGGAUAAGUGCAAUAUUCAUAGAAUAAACAGGCCCCUCAUCCAGGACUUGGAGUGGAACGUGCAGUGUGAAAUGUUUGCAAUUCUCUAUUCAUGCACUCUUAGGGAAGGGGAAAUUCAGGAGAGGGGGCAACUGGAUGAAAACAGGACCCUUGGGUGGGUAGAGACUGACAGCUGGGGUGGCUUGGGUUGGGAAUGGCUGCUUUCCAUAAACAAGUACCACCUGUUAGUGGAAGUAUAAGGACUAUGCAGCAUGGUAUAGAAUGUGCAUUAACAUCCUUAUCAAUACAGGACUUCUGAGCUAUGCUUGAAACACUCUGUGUGUCAUCCAUGCAUGAUUCUGAUGAUUCUGUCUUCUGGUUUGUUUCUGCUGGUUACGUCCUCUGUUGCACUUCAGAUUUGGUGGUAGCUUCAGAAGGGAAAACAAUUCUGCUGGUGCAGUCCCAAGUUUGGCUACUACAUUGUUACUUGUAUUUAUUGCAAGAGCUAUGGGAAUGUUUUUACACAGGUCCUUACUUUUCUGUCCUUAUUGUUAACCUAAGAAGAAAAAGUCUCUCUUUUAUCUAGGUUAAUUCUCACCUGCAAAUUUCACAGAUGUUUUGGAUAUUGAUUUCUUAUUUCUUGGCUUGCAAAGGUGGAUCUCUCAGGUCCUAAAUAAAGUUGGGCAGAAACUUUGCUCUUCAAAAGAGGUAUUGUCUUAAAUUCUAUUUGAAUGGAAGGAGAACUUCCAUCUGUCAAAAAUAAUGUGACUUUACAGGUAGCAGCAAAAUCUACUACCUUUGAAAAACUGGACUAUUUUUGUAAGGUGCAAGAGAAAUGUGAAAGCCAGAGCACUUGACUCUCUGAGCUCUGGAAAGUACAUCUCCUGUGGCUCUAGUUCAUUACUCUGGAGAGAUGUACCUCAGUUUUCUGCUUAAUUUUUGUCCUGCUGCUCUUAAGUUUGUUAAAAAGCCUUAAUAUUACCAGAGACCUUUGCAUUCAAACAGAAAAACUGAAUUCUGCAGCUGGACUGAAACAGUAUCAAACACAUGAUUUUGGAAAACCUCUAAUACUUUACCAAUUAGGAAUCUGGUUUUGAGGAGCCAGCUUAAUUCUUCACAUGCUCUUGCCAGUCUAAACUGGCAAGAGGCCCACGAGCAUCAGUAGAGUUACACUGACAGAAGACCCUUGUGGGUGCUCAGCAUGGACCGUUCUCAGCACAAGCACGCUCUGUGCACUCUGCUCCUACACCUCCAAAGGGUGCGCAGGUCUGCUUAGCCUUGGUGCUGCUCUGCCAUGAUCCACUGUGCUGCAAAUCUUGCAGCUCUUCAAAACCAGCUGGAGCUUUGCUGCUAUUUGCUGGUGCUCUUCCGUCACCAGCAGCUCCUUCUCUGUCAGCUUCAGAUGCUAUUUAGCCACGUAGUGAAGUGCUGUGCAUCAGUGCAGUGUUUGAUAGCUGCCAUCAGUACCAGUAUGAUGGUCUGAGAGCUUAUGUUUGUCUAAGUUAUUUUAUUUGCUUUUUGUUGCUUGCUAGAAGCGGGGACCAGCACUGCGAUGAUGCAUGGGGAAUGUGUCCGCACACUUGAACUGUUUGAUGGCCUCUGCUGACGCUGCCCAGUGCUUGUGUUGCUCUUUCUCUCCCUCUCUGCUGCUCAGUAGUCGUGUCUGUUGUGUGUAAUUUUCAAAUAAAGUACUGUACAUAAGGCCGGAUCCAGAAGCCCCCAGUCAGCUGACUUAGGGUUGGGAUGUAGGUUGCUGUUGCUGCUUUUCCUCCUCCAUCUAGGACCCAAUUUGGAGCAAAGCACAGGUGUCUGUGAAAAGUCACCCGUAACUCUGCUUUCGGGUGUCAGUUUUGCAGGGUGUGCCAAGGGUGGAACGAGGAGAUCUUUUCUCUUGGGUGCCCUUGCAGCAAUUCCUGGCGCGGAAGCUGCGCCGCACUGCGUGCGGACACGGCUGGCACAGUCAGAACUAAUUAGUUUCCCCCGUUUUAUAUUGUCAGGGCUGGGCUGGUCCCAUCAACUAUGUUCUUCAUUUGUUCUUGCAUCAAGGUAGUGUUGAUUUUUAGUUGGAGAGUGCAAUUUUUUUUCUGUUUUGUGUUUGGUUUUUUUAUAAAUAAAUUUGGUUUAAAGCUUCACACUGGCGUUUUACAGACCUGUUUUGUCAGCAUAAGCCACUACUGUCCUGAGUUGAGACUCCUGUUUGUUACUGAAUUAAAAUUAUGGGAAUUAUGGUGAUCAUUUGGAAUGAAAUUAGAAAAGAAAUUAGAAGUAACUAUAUUGGCAGGGGGAGAGAUAGAUAAAAUAUGAGGAAAAAGAUGUUUCUAAUAAGGCCAUGAACUUUUUGGUCUGACACUGCAGGUGCUUUCUCUGUAUAGAUGGGUUAAAUACAUCACUGCUCUGUGACAGGAUUUUUUGUUAUUGACAAAAGUUGAUUUUUUUCAGUCCCUAAUAUACUAGAUAAUCUGUAUCCUGAAGCCACCUAUCCACCAAGAGAAGACAAACGCAGGUUAUCUGCUUGUUGUACUUGAGGCAGUUUGUGUAUCUGGGAGUUUGCAUGCACCGAGGUUCAGCUGGUGGUCUGGGCAAGCAUGGCUGUUCUGGACCUGUCCAUGUUGGCAGGAACAACCCAGUGCUAGCAGUGCUUCUGGAAAAAUGUUGGCUUUAGUGACCUUUCCCUGAUCCUCGGGGUUAUUUGCUUACAAUGGUACCUGUCCUGGUCCCUGUUUGGUGGAGGAGAAAAAUGGGUGGAAGGGAGAAUCACUUGGCACUGUAAGAAAUUUUUUAAAAUAUAACAUUUAAUAUUUAGGUAAAUAUUUCAUGUUUCUCCAGAUAUUCCCCAUCAAAGCUGUUAUUGACUCUGUAUUUGAUGACUGAAAAGUAAGCAAUGUGGCAGCAUUCUUUGUGCAAACAGUUCUUUUGUGGUUGGAAAGCUUGUUCUUGAACUGCUUCUGGGUCACCAGGGAAGUAGUAAUAACUAAACAAAAUCCCAUCAUCACCCCAGGGUGAUGAUGGGAUUUUGUUUCUUUAUUACUUGGGUGAUGACUAGAGGGACAUUGAAUUCUGUCCUGACUCUGAGUCCCCCAGAACACAUUAAUUUGGUUUGUUUCUGUCCCCUUGAAGCAGGACAGAAAAGAAUAGUGCAGUCACUGGAGCUUAGUCUGUAGAAAUUAAUAAACUGGAACAAAUAAAAAAGAAAAGAAAAAUAAACCUUUUUUAAAAUGAAGUAUUUCAGUGAAUAGGUGACUUAACUACUUCCUGUCCUGGACUUUCAGGGAAGGAGGAAGUUAAUUCUGUUUCCAGUUACUAGGAGGAAUUUUUCUGUGUCAUGCUGAACAGGCUUGCUGUAAAGUCCUGCUCAUUACUCGUGAUGAGUUCAAACCUGGAAUAUUGCAAAAGCUAAGUGUGUGUAGCAUUACAAUGACUUUUUUGUACUGAGGGUCUGAAGUGAGUGUUGGGGUCAGUAGUGUACAAAGUGCAUUUCUGCUGUCUGGCUGACUUGCACAUGAUGUCAGUGCUGUUCCUUCAGUGCAGAUUUAAUUGUAGACAGCAGUGCUUAUUGCUCUGCUAGCAGUGUUUAGGGAGAAUAAUGUAAGUGAGCCUCCUCACUUAAGGCUCAGUAUCAAAUAUCAUAUCAGGAGAAGUCCUGCCAGCAGCUUGAUUGAUUGCUGCUUAGGCUAAAGGUCAGAUGUGGGUAACUCCAGGUGCGUGCUGAAAGCAGCUCAGGUGCCUGUGUACAUCUGUAGCUGUUUCCAGAGCUGUUAAUUAGCCCAGAUUGUCUCUGCAAACUGUGGGUAGUGAGUUACUGGGAGUCUAAACCUAUUGGUGAAGGAAGGCUGAAAUUUGUUUGAGCUAUUGUGCUCCUCUGCAUUAGCAGAGCAGUGGCACAUGUCUGUAUGGAAGCUCCUAGAGGUUUGCUGUCCCAAAGUUUUAGUUGACCAAAAAGAAAAAAAAAAUAAAAAA
Messenger RNA from Passer montanus (Eurasian tree sparrow), 12157 nucleotides. RefSeq names its product SH3 and PX domains 2A (gene SH3PXD2A). The record is from RefSeq and is a predicted model, not a curated record. Gene Ontology annotation, biological process: superoxide anion generation. The transcript has 15 exons. Lineage: Eukaryota; Metazoa; Chordata; Aves; Passeriformes; Passeridae. Gene Ontology annotation, molecular function: superoxide-generating NADPH oxidase activator activity; protein binding; phosphatidylinositol binding. Bases 128 to 3448 code for a protein of 1106 amino acids.